Molecule: messenger RNA, 1401 nt
Organism: Rotaria sp. Silwood2
Lineage: Eukaryota; Metazoa; Rotifera; Eurotatoria; Philodinida; Philodinidae
Source: the annotation of a GenBank genome assembly
AUGGAAAACAGUGUUAUCCGACAAGUUAAUUUAUGCUCUAUCCAACCAUACCAAAUUUCCAUGCUCGUCAAAUGUUAUUCGAAACUCCCAAUUCGUCGUUGUCGACAGUAUUUACUACAUACAAUUUUCAUUAUUCUAUGUUUUUCUUUAUUUCUUAACAUAAAAUAUAGUCUCAUUAAUCCUUUUUCUAAAACUAUAAGUAACACUGUGGUUCAAAACGAAUAUCUACUAUUCAAUGAACCGAUAUUAAAUUGUUCUGGUGAUCCAUUAAAACAAUGGUGUGAAAAUGAAAUCAAAUUAUGUAAUUCAUCUUUAAUUAUUUAUAAUAAAUUAUUUGUAAUAACACAUUCAAUUAUUUUACAAGCUAAGUUUGCCAAUGGAAAACGAUUAGGUGGUGACAAUAUUGAAGAUGUUUUAAAUCAAGCUGAACCGGAUGAAUAUUUUCAGUUUGAAAAAGAAUUUCUCAAACUUCCAUGUGACAUUGAAGGAUUUCAUGAUAAAAUUCCUAAUAGUCAUUUAUCAAAUAUUUUUUCUUCAUUAACUUCUUAUAAAAUACCUCAAAAGACACAUAUAAUCCAUGAAACAACAAUUGCUGUUAAUCGUCAAGAUUAUGUUAACUUUUAUCAUACUAUUACAGAUGUUUAUACAGUGUAUCUUUUAUGUUGUUUCUUUCAACGAGAUCCAAAAUCAGUUCGAAUUCUUUUUCUUGAUGCCCAUCCAAAAGGAAGUUUAGAUAUAUUAUGGUCACAAUUGUUUCAUUCAUAUACACGAUUAGGACAUUUAAAAAAUUUAUCAUCAAUUUUUUAUCGUGAAUUAAUUUGGUCUCAACCACAACCAAAAUCUGAAAUAGAUCUUCAACAAAAUCGAAUAAAAGCACCAAGUUUUUUUUUUGAAUUUCGUCAACAUGUUUUAAAACAAUUUAAUAUUAAUUAUCAAAGUAAUGAAAAAAUAAAUUGUCAAUCGUUAAAUGUAUUCUUUCUUGUUCGUCAUAAUUAUGUUGCACAUCCAAGAAAUCCAUCUGGAAAAAUAACAAGACAAUUGUCAAAUGAGAAACAAACACUGAAUGAUUUGAAAACUAUGUUUUCAAAUUAUUCGAAUAUUCACUUUAGUUUUAAUCAUUUUGAAGAAUUAACUAUUGAAGAACAAUUAAAUAUUAUUAUUCAAACAGACGUAUUUAUUGGUGUGCAUGGUGCUGGUUUAACUCAUGUUCUAUUUAUGAAACCGAAUCGUGCUCUUAUUGAAUUAGUCCAACCACCAGGAAGUGGAAGAACACAUUUUUAUUUUAUGGCAUCAAUCAAUAAUGUUAAUUAUCGUCGUUGUUUAAUGAUUGAUAAAUCAUCAAUAACAGCACAAAAAAUAUUUAAUUGUAUAAAACAGAAAAUUUCUCAAAUGUGCCCUUGA